Molecule: messenger RNA, 4426 nt
Organism: Anopheles stephensi (Asian malaria mosquito)
Lineage: Eukaryota; Metazoa; Arthropoda; Insecta; Diptera; Culicidae
Gene: Idh3g
Product: isocitrate dehydrogenase [NAD] subunit gamma, mitochondrial
Exons: 5
Coding region: 121-1302 (393 amino acids)
Biological process (GO): isocitrate metabolic process; tricarboxylic acid cycle
Cellular component (GO): mitochondrion
Source: RefSeq, a predicted model, not a curated record
UGCUCUUAUUUUCGUUGGUAUCGCACCUUCGCUGGCGUGAAAAACAUCGUGCAGGCAGCUUUCCAUCGUAACACUGUUUCGUGAAAAUCAGCUAAGAAAAGUGUACCCCGCAUCAGCACGAUGGCGCUCCGAUUGUUUCGUUUGAGCCAGGAUGUUGUUACGCCGCUAAUCAAACGGAACUGUACCGUUUCGGCGUUCGAGCUCCAGCACAAGAUUCCCGUCCAACGGAAGGUGGAACAAAUCCCAAAAGCACAGUAUGGUGGCCGCCACACGGUGACGAUGCUACCGGGCGGUGGAAUCGGUCCCGAGCUGAUGGGCUACGUGAGGGAGGUGUUCCGGUUUGCCGGUGUGCCGGUGGACUUCGAAAUCGUCGACAUCGAUCCAGCCAGCGAGGGAAACGAUGAUCUUGAGUACGCCAUCACGUCCAUUAAGCGUAACGGUGUUGCUAUCAAGGGUAACAUUGAGACGAAAUCGGAAGCAACCGGCAUUCUGUCCCGCAACGUUGCGCUGCGUAACGAGCUGGACCUGUACGUGAACGUGCUGCACUGCAAAUCGUUCAAUGCGAUCCCGGCCCACCACCAGAACGUCGAUGUGGUGAUCGUCCGUCAGAACACGGAGGGUGAAUAUGCCAUGCUGGAGCACGAGAGUGUGCGGGGUGUGGUGGAGAGCAUGAAGGUGGUCACGGUCGAGAAUGCGGCCCGUGUCGCACGGUUUGCGUUCGAGUUUGCGAAGAACAACAACCGCAAGAAGGUGACCACCAUCCACAAGGCCAACAUCAUGAAGUUGGCGGACGGGCUGUUCCUGAAGGUGGCACGUGACAUUGCCAAAGAGUAUCCGGACAUUCAGCACAAUGACAUGAUCAUCGAUAAUUGCUGCAUGCAGCUGGUGUCGAACCCACAUCAGUUUGACGUGAUGAACACGACCAAUCUGUACGGCAGUAUUACGUCGAACGUGCUGUGCGGUUUGGUCGGUGGUGCCGGCCUCUUUUCCGGGCGCAACUAUGGCGAUCAUUAUGCCGUGUUUGAACCGGGCACCCGAAACACCGGUACGGCCAUCGCUGGAAAGAAUGUAGCCAAUCCGGUGGCGAUGCUUAAUGCGGCGGUGGAUAUGUUGUACCAUCUGGGACAUCGCUACCAUGCGGAUUGCAUCUCCGAUGCCCUGCACAAAACGAUCGACAUUGAUGGAAUUCACACGCCUGAUCUUGGCGGUAGCAACACGAGCACCGAUAUCGUCCAGAACGUUCUGAAGCAUCUGGCCGAGAAGAGAACGUACUGGCAACAUGGAUUAUUGUCCACUAUUUAAUCGCUAACACUACACUUCCCCCGAGGAAUCCAAAUGGUACGCAUCGAUCUCAAUUCAAUAACAAUAGCACGCUCACAACAAUUGGUGUUUCACUACGUGCGGUGCUAUUUCCUUUCCUUAACAAUAUUUUUCCACUUUUUUCCGCUGGCCAAAAACGGGAGUUUUCUGCUCAUUUCUUACUCUGCUGUGGAAUAAAAGUAUAGACAAAAAAAAAACGCGUUUAAAAUCCUUCUUCUUUGCUAAUCAAUUUCCCCUUCGAAAGCUAUAUCGUAGACAGAUUGUUUUAAACUUGACUGUUAAAGUUUUUGUUGUGUAAUUAGUAAAAUUAGAUCUUUGUUUUCUACAUGUUUUCCUCAUAAAUUGUUUAUAUGACAUCACAAACAGAAUUUCAGCACUUUUCAAUAGUAUUGAUGUGUAAAUUGUGUUAAUAAAUGCUUGUUUGUUUUUCAUAUUAGGUUCGAUAAUACAUUUUCAGGCUUGUGUGUAUAAAUAUUGUUUUUCUACCAGUUCAAGUGUUUUCCUUUUUUCAAGCAGUCGUGUAAAGCAAUCAUCUAGCAAAAAAAAAGAAACCCCCAAAGUUCAUAUGUACCCGUAGAACAACAGAUUAUUGUGAUAAAGUUUUGCUUUCGAUAGUGAUGAUCAAUUAGCGAUCGGUCGAUACGGAUGAGUAGAAUGCACCACUACCACUGGUUAGAUGAACUAAAUUGGCACUAAUCUUAACUUUCUUACCUUUCCAAACACCUUCCCAUUUCCCUUUCUGCACUGUUUCCGAUAAUGAUCCUCUCAGGAGCGUUAUUAAGGAAAAUUGAACGCGUCUGCACGACCAACCGACGAACGAUCGAUGGUGCCGGGACGUGCUUCUGAUCGGUAUGGCAUGGCAUGAUGCAUCGCUGGGAAGCUACCGCACAAGAUAACGUAAUAGCACGCAAGUUGAUGUUAAAAGCGAACGCAAUAUUCUAAAUGUGCGAGAGGUUAAAUGCUAAUGUAGAUGAAAUUAGGAAGCUUUCCCCAAAGGUGAUAUGGUCGAAAAAUGAAGCUCAGACCAGUGAGCAGUAAUGGUAAUCGUGUUGUGCACACCUUCUAAUUUCUUUCCACGCAUUUUUUCAUCGUACGAUGUACUUGCACUUGCACUAUCGAAGCAACGCUACUUAAUAAUUGUUCUUAUCAAACAGCUUUUUAUUUGCUUCUUUUUUUUCCUCUGUCUCUCUCUCACUGCUGCUAAUGCUGCGAAGCACCGUUGCACCCAGAAAGUGCUGUCGCAUGUCGUACGCGUUAAAAUAAUUUUGGUUUUUCCGUUUUUAUCACCCUUACCAACAUUUUCCUUGAUCGUUUGUUCUUCUCUAACAGGUUCCCGGCGUAUGCGUAUAUGUGAGAAGUUAGGCUAGAACCGAAAAAAAAACUCCCCCUAACCUACCCUUAUUCAUAUGCUCCCUUCAUCCAUGUUACUCUUCCUCCUAACGGUGUCUACCAACGGGAUUUCCGGAAUACAUUUCCUUUUGCGGUCUAAUAACAUCUCUGACACUUGGCAAACGGCUAAUCGGCAAAAUUGGUAUUUGUGAAGCAAUUUCUCUCUUGGUGGAUGGGAUUUCUUUCCUUUCGCUACGACGGGAAAUAGACACAAAAUCAGCAAACUUCAAAACAUAGGACCAUUGAGGGAAAAAGCAUUGCGAGCAACCAUUGGACGUAUAGGUUAGGAAGCAGAGCGUUUUUUGGAACUGUUGGCAAAAAAUAUAGGUUAACAUUACCAGUGACAAACACAGCGAAAAUGAAUGAAAAAUUACAUGAUAACAAAAUUGAUUAAAAAUUUAACAACUGUUUCCAAAUCUUGUCCACCUUCACCAUUAUUGUCCAUGCAGGGGUUCAGCGGUCGUAAUUGUACACCAUCUACAGUGUUGUGUGAAUUUUUCCAAAUUUUCCAAGAUCGUUCGGUACACUGGUUUCCAAUGUUAACUGUAACUUUUAUUUACCUUUUUGUUUAUCCCUUCCUUUGUGUGAGUUUAAGGUUUUCAUCCCCGUGUUUUGCCCCGUGCCCAUGACAAUGCCCGUAAAAUCGCAAACACAAAAAAUAACUAAUUGCACUUCCCAAAUAUUAGCUCCUCAAUUUUGGAGAUGUUUGCAGCUUUACAAAAAGUAGAAUCGGUUUGAAAGUGCUUUUUGGAAAGAAAUAUUAUUCUUCCUGCGAUUGACGAUCAUUGGCUGUUCGAAGGGGGUGUGUGGGUAACAAUCAAUCACCUUUCGUUGUGUCCCCGUACGAUUUGUAGUUGUGUGGGGCUGGGAUCCUCUUGUUGCGUACUAAAACAUGACUGUUUGCAGACUAUCUAUGACAAUCUGCAGUGUUUGAGUUUUUUUUCUUCUUGUGACGCAAUUAUACGUGUGGAAAAUUCAUAUUACAACCGAAAAGUGAGCUUGUAUGAUUUGAUACAAAAUUGGAAUAUAUUGGAAGAAGAAACAAUUCCUGGCCACACCCGUCAAACACAGAGAAGUAGCUCACUUUUCACGGUAGAAAAACCAACACCUGCCCAACCUUUUGUUCAAUCUUUUGUUUGACACUUUCUUUUCUUUUCUGUUUUUACAUUUAACGUAAUGAAACCAAUUAUGAUUUUAUCUGCCCACCAACACCAACACUCUACCAACGUCUACGAUUGUACAGAUUAAAAGCAAGCGGGCAGUCUUCACUCCAUCUCCAAUAAUGUACUUGAAGGAUACAGCGAGUACUACGGCACUCGUGAUCAUCCUGUGCGCCACCCUUAAUUCAUCGGGCUCGGGAGGACUCUCUGCGGCACGUGGAAACAAUAUGUUGCCAUAUUUAUUGUAAUGGGACGGUUGGUAUUCUUCUGUUUGAAUUUUGGUUACGAUUUAAUUUAACUUUGCGAAACAAACAAUUGAUCAUCGCGCUUUCCAUGGCCAAAAAAGGGCCAAGAGAACGUUAAAAAAAGUUCAGUUUAACAGAGUAUUACGAAGGAAAGAAAGACCAAGUUUGCUAAGGAGGCGAAACAAAUUCAAUGCUCUUAAAUUUGUUUAAAGUGAAACGGAAACUAAUGGCACGGACAAGGGAGCGAAACCAAAUAGAUAUGUGAGUAAGACAUUAAAAAUAUAUGAUCAACGUUGAAUGAAACACCAUUUA